AACAAUAUUAUUUUUGCCGUAGCGGCGUUACAACAUUUUUUCAAGACCUGGCUUCAUUCCAACUCUGUCCGUGAAGUUGAGCACAUCGUUUUCCCGCAGUUCCGUGAGUCGGUAGUACCGGUCCUUUGUCAGUUCUUUGUCGGAAAAAGUACUUAAAUGAAAAAGCAGUAGUUUUGUGAAAAUUUGAUUCGUUAUAGUUUGAAACCAGUUGAAGGCAAAAGUUCGAAGAAAAAAUCCUCGUUUAUUGAAAUUGAGCCAUCAGAAAUAAUUGAUAACGUGAUUUUGAUAGUUUGGCGAACGUCAAGCAAUAUCGCAGAACCAGUGUGAAAAAGAAAGGCAAAAGCGGAAAAAAUAUAUAUUUUGGAAACCCCAUUAAAAGUUGAUACAAAAGUGAGUCAGUUUUAAGUCCAGAUUGCCAUUCCAGCAAGAUAAUACAUUGCAAAGAUUGUGUGUCGAGUCGAAGAAGGAAAUACUGUUCGAGAGCGAUAAAAACGGAAUAUUUGCUUGAGCCACUGCACAAAGCGAAUAAGCCUUGCAGGAAAACCAGUGAUCGACAUCGUUCCACAUCUGUGAAAGAGAAUUUGUCUCGAACGGCAACUAGGCUGAUUGAGUGGUGAAGCGGCAGCGCAGAUAUACGCAGAAGUGCAGAAAAGAAACCAGUAGACAAACGAAACUGAUUUUAAAUCAGUCAAUCGGUAAACUCUAAGAGCAAAUUUCUGGAACAUCGAGGGCCCAACAAAGUACACAACUACACAGGAGCGAACCCACGGCACUGCCAACUUCACCCGACAGAGCGGAGCCCAACAGCAGCCUCACAAAUAUGAAUGGCUCAGGCUACGAAAUCAACACGAAUGGUGAUAUUCUAUCACAGAACCAGCAGAAAGGCUGGUGGACCAUCGGUUUAAUCAAUGGUCAGUACAAGUACAUGACAGCCGAAACCUUCGGCUAUAAACUGAAUGCCAAUGGAGCUAGUCUAAAGAAGAAGCAACUGUGGACGCUGGAACCAUCCAACACUGGAGAAAAACGCUGGCAGCCAGGUGCCAAUCCAAAAACAGACGAUAAAGGUGUCAUCUAUCUGAAGUCACAUUUGGGCCGAUAUCUGUCGGUGGACUCAUUCGGCAAUGUCCUGUGUGAAUCGGAGGAACGCGACGCUGGCAGUCGGUUCCAGAUCAGCAUCGCCGAUGACAACUCAGGACGAUGGGCACUGAAGAACGAGCAACGUGGCUACUUCCUCGGUGGUACCCCGGAAAAGCUGACCUGCACUGCCAAAGCCCCGGGCAAGGAGGAGUUUUGGAGUGUGCAUCUUGCUGCUAGGCCACAGGUUAAUCUACGCGCCGUUGGACGCAAACGGUUUGCGCAUCUAUCGGAAUCGCAAGACGAAAUCCAUGUCGACGCCAACAUUCCAUGGGGCGAAGAUACGCUCUUCACGCUGGAGUUCCGCACCGAUGAAGAGGGACGAUACGCACUGCAUACAUGCAACAACAAGUACCUCAACUCAAACGGAAAGCUUGAAACCAAAUGCACCGACGAUUGUCUGUUCAGUGCCGAGUACCACAGUGGCCACUUGGCAUUGCGUGACCGCCAUGGGUUGUAUCUGUCCCCAAUUGGGUCGAAGGCCGUCCUCAAGUCACGCUCACAGACCGUCACUCGGGAUGAGCUGUUCUCGCUGGAAGACUCGCUGCCACAGGCUUCGUUUGUCGCUGCUUUGAACAACAAGUACGUUUCGGUCAAGCAAGGCGUGGACGUAACCGCCAACCAGGACGAGAUUGGCGAUAACGAAACGUUCCAGCUGGAGUACGAUUGGUCUGCCCAUCGUUGGGCCUUGAGAACAACUCAGGACCGUUACUGGUGUCUUUCCACUGGUGGUGGUAUUCAAGCCACUGGAAACCGCCGUUCGGCUGAUGCACUCUUUGAAUUGGUUUGGCAUGGAGAGGGCUCUGUGUCGUUCCGUGCCAACAAUGGAAAGCUGCUGGCCACUAAACGAUCGGGACAUCUUUUUGCCACCGCUGAAGCAGUCGAAGAUACCACCAAAUUCUAUUUCUAUCUCAUCAACCGACCGAUUCUGGUGCUGAAGUGCGAGCAGGGCUUUGUCGGUUAUCGUGCCCCGGGAAGCAAUAAGCUUGAGUGCAAUAAGGCUAUCUACGAGACCAUCCUGGUUGAGCGUGCACCCAAGGGUGUGGUGUACUUCAAAGGUCAAAAUGGAAAAUACUGGCGAAUUGACGGCGAAGGAAUUGCAGCAGAUUCUGACACACCGGUGGAUGGAUUCUACAUUGAACUGCGAGAACCCACGCGCAUCUGCUUGCGAUCCAAAGACGGUCGGUACCUCGGGGCGACGAAGAAUGGCACAUUUAAGCUGGUUGACACCGGAUUUGACACGGCCACACAGUGGGAAUACUAAGAAGCAUCUUUCGUCGGCAUCUCAUCGGUUCGGGUUAGAACUCGCAUUCGAAAUUUUAGCAUGUUAGGUUACUCUUCUCGCACCUCUUCUACUAUUGCUACAUACUAUACGAGUACGAUGGAAGACUAUCGGAAACAAACGAAAUUCAUUGGAAGGAAAACCAUACACGACGCAAUCAAUCUCUCUCACUCUUUUAAACUAUACUCUUCAUAUUUUAUUUGUAAAUUUAUUUUACUUACUUUCUUAUUAUAAAAGAUAGAGUAUUUUAUAGAUGCAGUCAAUGAAAAAAAUGAUAAAAGAAAGCUCUCAACUCGAGCAAGCGUUAGAGCAAAUAAUUUCGAAGAUUCGUAUUGUUAUUUCGAAGCAACCAUCUCAAUGAUGCAUGCGUAAUAUUUAUUGCAAUAUUCAUACAUCAAAAAAGCUAAAUUAGGGAUAAUAUCUAGUGAUCACUUAAAUUAGAAACAAACUAUCAUAAACAUGGAAUGAAUAAAAUAAAAUGUAUGACAUAACAAAAUCAUGCUUUUUCUUGAACACAAACAAACAUUAUCGUCUCAAUUCUUAAAGCAAGCAAUCAAAGAUUAAACUACAAAGUUGAUAAAAGGUAGAAGGUGUUUGAUGUUGAUAGACAUUCAACCCGCAAAAGUGAUACACUGCUUGAUAUAAUUCAUUUUGCCAAUCGUUAAAACGAAAACGUCCAUCAACAAAUUCAUAUUAUAUACCCCAACGCCCGCGAGACACAUAUUAAGAAGUGAGAUCCAUCAUCACGACCAUAUUCCUCAAAUAACGAUGAAACUGUGAAAAAUAUAAUAAAAUGGAACUGUAUAAUAAAUAACUCAACAACUGCCAAACAGUCUGAUUGGUUUGUUCUACCACCAGCAAAUCAAACAUCAAUAGAAUCAGUUCACUUUUUCACGCACGACCCAGUCCAAGAACGUCAUUAGUUUUUAUUGCUGUCUCCAAGAUCAUAAUAAAACCAAACAUAGAUCACGUAUGGGUACAAUACCCACGAUUGAUGACGCAAAUAUAUGCAAUUGCAUCAAACUUUGUAAAGUAUUUAUCAUUAGAUAUGAGUUUUUUUAAGUGCUUAGGAACUCCAUUAGCAAAGCAUGUAAAAAAUACUAAUUUAUUAUGUUUAAGUUAGUCGAGAAAAGUGUUCUUGUGUUGUAACAGACCAUAUUUCGACAAAUAACUUUGAGCGCGCAAUGAUGGGGAAAAAAUAUGGGCCUCCCGAUUUGGCACAGAAAAAACGGCGGAUAACGUACAGCGAAUAAUUUUCUAUCGUCCGUACGAAAACGCUAUUUGGAAUAUUUUACGAAUUUAUAAAAAAAUAAAAAUGAUACAAUAUACAGAAAAAAGAAAGCAUAAUGUAAACGUAUGUGUGUAAUCAAAUCGAAUUGAAGUAAAUAUAUCAAUAAAAUAAUAA
Messenger RNA from Armigeres subalbatus, 3821 nucleotides. RefSeq names its product protein singed (gene singed). The transcript has 9 exons. The record is from RefSeq and is a predicted model, not a curated record. Gene Ontology annotation, cellular component: cytoplasm; actin cytoskeleton. Gene Ontology annotation, molecular function: actin filament binding; protein-macromolecule adaptor activity. Lineage: Eukaryota; Metazoa; Arthropoda; Insecta; Diptera; Culicidae. The coding region runs from base 821 to 2398 and encodes 525 amino acids. Gene Ontology annotation, biological process: cell migration; actin filament bundle assembly; establishment or maintenance of cell polarity.